This is a messenger RNA of Trematomus bernacchii (emerald rockcod), 879 nucleotides long. Its product is annotated as N-acetyltransferase 8. The record is from RefSeq and is a predicted model, not a curated record. Lineage: Eukaryota; Metazoa; Chordata; Actinopteri; Perciformes; Nototheniidae. Gene Ontology annotation, molecular function: N-acetyltransferase activity. The transcript has 2 exons. The coding region runs from base 1 to 771 and encodes 256 amino acids.
AUGGCCCAGAAAAAUAACCUUCAGUUCUCCAUCAGGGAAUAUGGACCCUCCGAUGAACACGUGGUCAUGUCGCUCUUUCGCGACGGGGUUAUUGAGCACGUGUACCCGGCUUUCUUCAAGGCCCUGAGCCACCCAGACCAUGUUGGCGUUGCUCUGAGCAUCUGCAUGGCCGGCUAUGUGUUGGGAGGCAGCUCCUACUUCCAAGCUUUACUCUUUGGCAGCGCGUGGGCCGGCCUCCUUUAUUACUGCUGCCACGAGAUCUACCAAGGCUACUUGACCAGGAGGCUGAGCACAGAUUUGUCCGACAUUCGAGCCAACUACCUGGAAAACCCAGAUAACGGUUUCUGGGUGGCAGAGGUAGACGUAGACGGCCAGCCCAAGGUGGUGGGGAUGGUGGCGGUGAAGGGGGAAAGGGCAGCAGAGGAAGAGGAGAGGUUUGAUAAGUGGAACGGAGGAGCGAUGGGAGGAGGAUCCGAGCUCGUUCAAGAUGCCGGUGAUGGGAGUUUCGGCGAGUUGUCUUACAUGGUUGUGGUGUUCCCGUGGCGCCGCAAAAACCUCGCUUCACAGCUGAUGAGGAAGGCCCUUGAUUUCUGCAAAGAGCGAGGAUACGGCCGACUGGUUCUGGAUGGCAGCUCGCCACAGACGGCCGCCAUUGCCCUGUACCAAAAGUUUGGUUUUGUUCAAACGUCAUCCCACAGUAUCACACAUGCCAAUCGCUGGAUCUCCAAACUGGCCAGAAUAAAUGUGAUGCGAAUGGAGAAGCAUAUCUAAUGGACUUAAAACCUUGGCCCCUGAUACCACAGCUAAUGUGCAUUAAGAUUAUUUCAGUUCAUUGAUGCUUCUGGUUUCAUUUAACGCAUAAAUCGCUCAGUUGUGUGA